This is a messenger RNA of Astrephomene gubernaculifera, 319 nucleotides long. The record is from the annotation of a GenBank genome assembly. Lineage: Eukaryota; Viridiplantae; Chlorophyta; Chlorophyceae; Chlamydomonadales; Astrephomenaceae.
CGCGGGUCGGUGGCGCUGCUUGACGCCUUCCUGGGGGCGGCGGACGGCGAGAAGGACCCGAGGUGUCUGCUGCUGGCAUUCGAGGCUGUGACGGCCCUCUGCCGGCUAUACCACUCCCCGGGUGUCGACCCCACCCCCUUGCGCCAGCUGGCAGACGAGCUCGCGGACUGGGCCGCCUCCUACUUCCCCAUCGCCUUCAACCCGCCGCCGCACCUGACCCGUGGGUCGCGCGCCAUCACACGCGCCCAGCUGGCCUCCGGUCUGGAGAGCGCGCUGGCGGCGUCGCCCUUCCUAGCUGGCGGGGUGCUGCCACUGCUUG